Molecule: messenger RNA, 522 nt
Organism: Trypanosoma grayi
Lineage: Eukaryota; Euglenozoa; Kinetoplastea; Trypanosomatida; Trypanosomatidae
Exons: 1
Coding region: 1-522 (173 amino acids)
Source: RefSeq, a predicted model, not a curated record
AUGGACCUUCUCGCCAUGCCGUCGCCGCGGCCUCCGAUACGGCUGGUGCGGGACACAAGUGACGGGCGCCGCCGCGUGGUGACCGCGCAAGGCAGUAGCCUGCCGGUCUCGCCUACGACGCUCAUUCGCGCAGACUGCGCGGGGCUGCGGGUACGGCUGGAGCGGCGUAGUGCGCGUGUAGCUGAUGAGUUGCUGCUGCGCAGGCUCGCGGGGAUUGACGGUUGCGUCUUCAAAUCGCGGUCUCCCAGCUGUGGUGUUGGGGACGCGAGAUUGUACGCGUCCGAGCGUGGUGGCUGCUACGACGCGGUGGAUGGCUUCUUCGUUGACGAGUGGGUGCGUCCUGCUGCAGGAGCGGCGUCGAUUCCCAUCACGACAGAGCGCCAGUUAUGCUUCGACGCUGAGGAAUCCGCGUCGCGGGUGCAGAAGACGAGCAGCAGGUACGCCGUGUUGGCGUUCGUUUCGGACGUUCUCGCGUCCUUUGAGGCGCGGAAUGGUGUCGACUCGUCCCUCAGUGAUGGGUAG